Molecule: messenger RNA, 1401 nt
Organism: Solanum stenotomum
Lineage: Eukaryota; Viridiplantae; Streptophyta; Magnoliopsida; Solanales; Solanaceae
Product: 50S ribosomal protein L19-1, chloroplastic-like
Exons: 6
Coding region: 142-915 (257 amino acids)
Biological process (GO): translation
Cellular component (GO): ribosome
Molecular function (GO): structural constituent of ribosome
Source: RefSeq, a predicted model, not a curated record
CUGCUUCUGAACCCACACACAAACGCUUUUCACUUUCAGCAAGCGCCACCAUCCUCCGCCGCUCACCGCCGCCGCCGAUUCUGUAUUUGACCUCCGAAACCCUAGAAGCUUCACAUCGUAGAUAGAUUCUUCUAGAAGAAAAUGUGGAGAAGACUCUCUUCUCAGCUCCGAGCUCUAACUCCAUCCCUAUCUCCUCCGAAAUGCAACCUUUUCGUAACAAGUUCUGUUUCAUCUUCGUCUCUGACGUCGGAGAUUUUUCGUCCAUCCGUGGCUCUGUAUAAUCGACAUUUUAGCUCUGAAUUUGGCAAUGCUUCUAAGGAGAAUGAAGUCGAGCAUGGAAACUUACUCAAAACUAGAUUGAACGUGUCUGUUCACUCUGAGAAUAACAGACAUGCUUCACUAACAUCGCCUUACAAGGGUUAUAGAUCAUGUUUAUCGCAAUACAAUGCCAUGGUCCCAAGUUUCCCUAGAAGAUUCAUUACAACAGGUGCUACUUCAGUUGACAUGGUUUCUGAAGAUGCUUCUGCUUUGGCAACUCCACGUAUCAAAUUUAAGAGGCUUGAUAAAACAGCAAAACAUAUAAUGCAGAUUCUUGAUAAGGAAGCUGUUGAAGAAGUAAGGGCACAGAGUGAGAUUCCUGAUAUAAAGCCUGGUUAUAUUAUCCAGCUCAAAUUGGAAGUGCCAGAGAACAAGAGACGUGUUUCAACUAUCAAAGGCAUAGUGAUAGCAAGGCGCAAUGCGGGUUUAAAUACUACAUUCAGAUUAAGAAGACUUGUGGCUGGAGUUGGGGUUGAAAACCUAUUUCAUCUGUACUCUCCCAACCUAAAGGAGAUAAAGGUGCUGGACAAGAAAAGAGUGAGGAGGGCCAAGCUAUACUAUCUCAGGGACAAAAUGAAUGCCCUGAAAAAACACUAACAAGCUAGCUAUGUGGAAGGUACAAUAUAAGUGUUCGAUGUUAUUGCCUAAAGAUAUCCGUCAAAUUCUUAUGCGGUACCCUAAGAAAAUGCUGUUUAUCUAUCAGGGUCGAGCCUAUCAUCUCAAAGUUGUUUCGCCAAUGUAAAAGACUGCAGCAGAAAAGAAUCUUAUUGUUCCAAUUCUGGGUCACAGGUUUUACUUAUCUCUAUUGAUCAACAUGUAUCAGCAACAUACUUUUCCUUUUCGAGCAGGUAACUUUUACUAUGUCGCAAGCAGAUCUUGCCAUAGAAUUAGCAUAUCUUUUUGUUAGAUUCUACGACUCUCAUAAACCGAGAGUGGUUUAAAAAAAAGAUGUUUUGUUGACUACAUCAGAACUGAAUGAAAAGCUAUACGAUCUUUACUAAGUUUUAGCAAUUUCUGUUGAGCUGCACUUGUGGUCUCUGUGACUUUACCUGAAGAGAUUCAAAUAAAGCAUAUUUCUCUUUA